Messenger RNA from Olea europaea var. sylvestris, 3836 nucleotides. Its product is annotated as kinesin-like protein KIN-14B. Gene Ontology annotation, biological process: microtubule-based movement. Gene Ontology annotation, molecular function: microtubule motor activity; microtubule binding; ATP binding. Lineage: Eukaryota; Viridiplantae; Streptophyta; Magnoliopsida; Lamiales; Oleaceae. The transcript is spliced from 23 exons. Bases 191 to 3583 code for a protein of 1130 amino acids. The record is from RefSeq and is a predicted model, not a curated record.
UUGCCAAAAAGCAAAAAAUUGAAAACCACGAUUCACUCACCUCACCUUACCAAGGCGGAGGAGAGUACAUUUAUACUCAUUUUCUCCGCAUAAUCUAAUAUUCUUCUGAUUAUUUAUAUUUUUGUAAUUCUCAAUUUGAUUUCGGGAGGAGGGAAGUGUUGCGUGAAUAUCCAUUUUGUUUUGUUCGAGAAUGGGGGAGCAGAAGGGAAGAUGGAAUUGGGAGGUGACCGGAUUCGAGCCCAGGAAAUUGGUGGAGCAUGAUGAUUAUCAGAAGGCGUCCGUGGCGCCGGUGGUCCGCCGCUACUCGAUGUCUGUGUCGUCGACUCCUGAGCUCACGAAGCAGGGCUUUAACUCUAAGGUCCAGAAAUUGAAGGACAAAGUCAAGAUUGUCAGAGAAGAUUACAUGGACUUGAGGCAAGAAGCUAUCGAUCUUCAAGAAUAUUCCAAUGCAAAACUUGAUCGGGUGACACGAUACCUCGGUGUACUUGCUGAUAAGACCCGUAAGCUAGAUCAGGCUGCUCUUGAAACAGAGUCUAGAAUAUCCCCUCUGAUAUUUGAGAAGAAAAAGUUAUUUAAUGACUUAUUGACAGCCAAAGGAAACAUAAAGGUGUUUUGUCGUGCAAGACCGCUUUUUGAAGAUGAAGGUCCAUCUGUUGUUGAAUUUCCUGAUGACUGCACACUAAGUGUAAAUACUGGUGAUGAUAGCCUCUCCAAUCCGAAGAAGGAUUUUGAGUUUGACAGGGUUUAUGGACCUCAUGUUGGACAAGCUGAUCUCUUCAGUGAUAUUCAGCCUUUUGUUCAGUCAGCAUUUGAUGGAUAUAAUGUCGCGAUAUUUGCAUAUGGACAAACCAACUCAGGAAAGACACACACUAUGGUCUCUCUCUCUCUCUUCCCCCCCCCCCCCCCCCCCCCCCCCCCCCCCCCACCAACACAAAAAAACAAAAAUUUAUCGAACUCAGAUUCUACUUCAACAUGUCGAUAUAAUUUCUCAGUUUCUGUCUUUGAGCUUUAUAAUGAGCAGAUACGCGAUUUGCUUUUGGAAUCUAGAAAUGGGCUACCAAAUAUAAGCAUUGGGUCAACAGACUAUAUUGUACAACUUGUGCAAGAAAAAGUUGAGAAUCCUAUGGAUUUCUCCAGAAGUCUCAAAACUGCAUUUCAGAAUCGAGGAACUGAUAUAUUGAAGUUUAAAGUCUCUCAUCUUAUUGUGAUGAUACACAUAUACUAUAACAACUUGAUCACGGGUGAGAAUUUAUAUAGCAAGCUUUCUCUUGUUGAUUUGGCUGGAAGUGAAAGUUCAAUUGUAGAAGAAGAAACGGGUGAGCGUGCAGCAGAGUUUCUGCAUGUUUUGAAAUCACUCUCAGCAUUGGGAGAUGUUUUGGCAUCCUUAACCUCUAAGAAGGAUAACAUUCCUUAUGGGAAUUCAGCGCUAACGCAAGUUCUUGCAGAUUCACUAGGUGGAAGCUCGAAAACUUUGAUGAUUGUUAACGUCUGUCCAAAUGCCUCAAACAUGUCUGAGACAUUGUCAUCCCUCAAUUUCUCUGCUAGAGCUCGAAAUGCUGUGCUGAGCCUUGGGAAUCGGGAUACGAUCAAGAAAUGGAAAGAUGUUGCAAAUGAUGCACGAAAAGAGUUAUAUGAAAAGGAAAAAGAAAUAAGUGAUAUGAAGCUAGAAGUUGUGGGUCUAAAACAAGCUUUAAAGCAUGCAAAUGACCAGUGCGUUUUACUCUUCAAUGAAGUUCAGAAAGCAUGGAAAGUUUCUUUUACGCUGCAGUCAGAUUUAAAGUCAGAGAAUAUUAUGCUUGCUGAUAAGCAUAAAAUAGAGAAGGAUCAGAAUGCACAGCUUAGGAAUCAAGUUACUCAACUGUUGCAAGUAGAGCAGGACCAGAAAUUGUUGAUACAAAAACGGGAUUCAAAAAUUCAGAUUUUACAGGAAAAACUGAAGGGCAUUGAAUCACAACUAAAUGAAGCUCUUCUUUCAAGGGAGACAAAGUUAACAAAUGGCUCAGAAUCGAGAACAUUGGAGCAAACCACCAAAACAACAGUGGAUGACAUGGAUUCUGCUGCAGUUACCAAGAGACUUGAGGAGGAACUCAAGAAACGGGACACCCUUAUUGAGAGAUUGCAUGAAGAAAAUGAGAAAUUAUUUGACAGAUUGACAGAAAAAGCUUCAUUAGCUGGAACACCUCAGGUGUCAAGUCCAUCUCCCAAAGGACAAGCUAUUCAGUCUCGCGAAGUGGGCAGGACUGAUAGUACUAACGUUAAAGGACCUUCUGGUGAUGUUGCCACUUUACCCUUCGCCUCAGAUAAGACAGAGGACACAGUUGCUUUGGUUAAAUCUGGUCCUGAGAGGGGGAAAACUACCCCAGCUGGUGAAUAUCUUACUUCUGCCCUUAAUGAUUUUGAUCCAGAACAAUACGACAGUCUUGCUGCCAUUUCAGAUGGGGCUAACAAGCUUCUGAUGCUGGUAGCUUUAGACAGCGUGGCAGAGUUUCUUAAUGCUUCCUCUGACGCUGCUCACAACGGUUCUCUACGAAUUAUGGAGGCCCUUUCUCUUUUUCCCUUCUGCUGUUUCCUCUUGGACGAGGAUACUGUGGAAGCUGCAGAAGCAGAGCCAAAUCCUGAACCAGACGAUAAAUUGUUGGCUUUCUUGGGAUUGGGAGGGUAUCAAUUUUCAUGCUCAGUUUCUUUCAAUACUGAACAAGGUGUAUUCUCAUAUGCUUGUCUUUAUCAGGAUAUUUCAGGUACUUUGGCAACCGAAGUGGCAGAAGACUCUGCACAAGUAGCUAAGCUACGUGGAGCUCUGGAGUCUGUGGAUCACAAGAGAAGGAAGAUUUUGCAACAAAUGAGAAGUGAUGCUGCAAUGUUGAACUUAGAAGAUGGUGCUUCACCCAUUCGGAAUCCUUCUACUGCUGCUGAGGAUGCAAGACUGGCAUCAUUAAUUUCCUUGGAUUCCAUACUGAAGCAAGUCAAGGAUAUAAUGAAGCAAUGCUCAGCGAAGGUUCUCGGUAAGAGUAAGAAGAAAUCAAUGCUUGCCUCUCUUGAUGAACUUGCCGAACGGAUGCCAUCCUUGCUUGAAGUUGAUCAUCCUUGUGCACAGAGGCAUAUAGCUGAAGCUAGACAUGCCCUAGAGUCAAUUUCUGAAGAGGAUGACCAGCUUCAUGACACUGCACAUGCUCACAAACUUUCUGGGGACACGGCAUAUGGUGCUGAAACCGAUGUGGCACAGUGGAAUGUUUUACAGUUCAACACCGGUUCAACAACUCCAUUCAUCAUCAAAUGUGGAGCCAACUCAAAUUCCGAAUUGGUCAUUAAAGCUGAUGCACGGGUUCAGGAACCUAAAGGUGGGGAAAUUGUUAUGGUCGUUCCAAGACCAACCGUUCUGGAAAAUAAAAGCCUGGAGGAGAUGAAAGAGGUAUUCUCGCAACUCCCUGAGGCUCUUAGUUUACUUGCUCUUGCAAGGACUGAAGAUGGAACACGAGCUCGGUACUCUAGAUUGUAUAGGACUCUUGCCAUGAAGGUUCCUGCUCUAAGGGACCUCGUUGGUGAACUUGAGAAGGGGGGAGUACUGAAGGAUGUGAAAUCAUAAGAGCCAAUUUGUUGGGAGGGGAAAUUUGUACAUCUCAUUUCCAAUGAUCUCUCACAUAAUAUGCAUUUUCUAGCUUGUCUUAUAAAUUCCGGCUUGUAUGUUUUUUUGUAUUCUGUCAUGUAAGCAGAUCUUUUGAGCCAUCGUGCUUGGUUACAAUGCAUUGGUACUGAUCAGUGACUGUUCACAGUAUCACCAAUUUAGCGGUGUAUCUGUACAUGCUAUUUAUAAAGUGUGUUCAAACAUGAUAUCAUUC